Molecule: messenger RNA, 5000 nt
Organism: Oppiella nova
Lineage: Eukaryota; Metazoa; Arthropoda; Arachnida; Sarcoptiformes; Oppiidae
Source: the annotation of a GenBank genome assembly
CAUUCAAUGAGAAACACAUUUUCAAAACACAAUUCAAUGUGAGUUUACUCUUCAGUUAUCACACCAUUCAUCUGAUCCGCAGAUAAUCGCAAGACAUGGACGACGACAUGGACUCAUCGAUGGCUGAAUGGCUCGACUUAACCACUGAUGACAUUCACUUCGAGGAUAACUAUUGCUGCGAAGAGGAGGGCAUCUUCUGGGGUGUGGUGACCGACGCUGAGCGCCAGUAUCGCGACAAAUGGCGGCAACAGAUCAUCACUGAUGGCGAUCACAACAUCACCGCCGAUGACGGCGCCAUCAACUUAUCCCUCGACAUGACGUCAAUGACUGCCCGCAUGUCUGACGACAACAACUACUCGUUGAUAGUGUCGCCGAUGGGCUCGCAGUCCACUAACGCCUGUAUCGUUGAUAUCGGUUCCCAUGAGUUGAUGGUCACCGACGCUGUCGAUGACUACCCGUCCGACCACUCGAUGAUAUCCACGGAUCCCGCGUUCCUAUUGGCCACGAGCGCCGGUCACGUGUCGAUCAAUGAUAACUCGCUGUUUGUGUCGUCCAUUGGCACCCAAUCGAGCGCUGGAAGCGUUGCCGAGACUCCCGUCAAAGACGUGAUGGACGUAAUAGCCGCCGAUGUCGAGUCGAUAGGCUCGCAGUCGUUCGUUGGAUCCGUUUAUGAGACUUCUGUCAAAGAAGUAGAUGUCGUGAACGCGACUAAUGUCUCAUCCGUGGCCUCCAAGUCAUUCGCGGGAACUGUUUGUGAGACACCUUUUAAAGGCAUGAAUGUCACGGAACUACUCUCAAAGACUAUCACCGGAUCUGCUUCCGAGACACCCUUUAAAGGCAUGGAUGUCACGGCACUGCUCUCGAAGACUAUCACCGAAACUGCUUCUGAGACACCCUUUAAAAGCAUGGAUGUCACAGCACUGCUCUCUAAGACUAUCACCGGAUCUGCUUCUGAGACACCCUUUAAAGGCAUGGAUGUCACAGCACUGCUCUCGAAGACUAUCGCUGAGAGUGUUUGUGAGACUCCGGCCAAAGAAGUGGAAGCCAUGACAGACGAUAUCUCAUCAAUGGCUUCGCAACCAAUCGCUGGAAGUGUUUACGAGACGUACGCCAAAGAAGCAGAUGUGAUGAACGCGACUAAUGUCUCAUCAAUGGUCUCACAGUUCUUUGAAAGCGUUUCCAAGACUCCCGUUAAACACCACGAAGUGAUAGCAACCAAUGUCUCGACUAUCGUCUCCCAGUCUUUUGCUGGAACUGCUUCUGAGACAACCGCCGAAGAAGUGGACAUAACUACAGAUAAUGUCUCAGCGAUGGGCUCGCAGUCUGUGUUCGUGUCGGACACACCUCUCAAAGACGUGGAGAUAAUUGCCGACAAUGUGUCAACACUUGCCUCGCAAUCCUUCGCCAUUGGAAGUGUUUACGAGACGUCUGCUCAAGAAGUCGAUGACCUGAACGCGUCUAAUGUCUCGUCGAUGGUCUCGCAGUCAUUUGAAUAUAUCUCUGGAACUGCUGCCCAAGAAUCUGAAGCAAUGACGCCCAAUGUCUCGGCCAUAGCCUCUCAUUCAUACGCCAAACCUAUUGCCAAAACUGCCGCCAAAGAAGUGGAAGCGACUGAUGUCUCAACCAUAGGCUUACAGUCGUUCUUUGGAAGCGUUUCUGAAACACCCGCCAAACAAGUGGAUGACAUGAACGACAGCAAUAUCUCAUCGAUGAUCUCGCAGUCAUUCUUCGAGUGCAGAGCUAAGACUCCGAGCAAAGUGAUUGACGUAAUGACAGAUAAUAUCUCAUCGAUGGUCUACGAGUCUAUCGCAGAGAUUAAAGCCAUGACUCCCAUCGCAGACGUGAGCGACACUAAUACCUCAUCCAUGGCCUCGAAGUCUGUUUCCGAGACACCCGUCAAAGCAAUGAAUGUCUCGGCGACGGCCUCGAAGUCUACCGCUGGAAGUGCUUCCGAAACUCUAUCCGAAGUAGAGUCGGAGUCGGACAACACCUCAUUCGUAGUGCCGGCCUCUGUGUUUGGAAGCGCUUCGGACUCAUCCAUGAAAGCCGCGGACACCAUGAAUACCACGGCUGAGACAUCGGUGUUCUCGAAGCUGAUCGCCGGCUGUUUCAUGGAUACGCCCGUCAAAGAAGCGGACAACACGUCCACCGAUGUCUCGUCGAUGGCCUCGCAGUCGUUCAAUGGAUGCGAUGCGGAGUUCACUCGUGAGGACGUGGAGGAAAUGACAGCACAUGUCUCAGCCAUGGCCUCGAAGUCGUUCGCUGGAAGUGUCGCCGAGACGUCGACCCAAGAAGUGGACCAAAUGGGAGCCGAUGUCUCAGCGAUAACCUCGAAGUCGUUCGAUGGAAGCGUUGCCGAGACUUCCACUCAAGACAUGAAUACUAUUCCCGAAGAGGACGAGGACAUGGAGGUCGAGGUGAACGCCGAGGACUUGCUGUCAUCGUUUGCGUUCAAGAGUUCCGCCACUCGUGAGGAGGAGUCGUACGUCAAGACCAGCGCUUCCGUGAAGUUCAACACAUCGGUGCGCGUGAGGACUACCACCGAAGGCCAAGGAUCUCUAGACAGGGAGACGCCUAUGAAGUGCGGCGACAGUACCACCGGUUCCAUCAGUCGCGUACAGACGCCAUACAAAUCACACACGAGUCUCGCCGACAGCACUUCCAUCGACACUCCCAUCGGUCUCAACAGGACGUCACUCAACGACACCGCCGAUGACUACAACACUCCACUCAAAGACAUAAAUCAGUCCAUGAGAUUCGAUACGCCAUUAACGGAGGACAUGGAGGCCAUGGAAGGGGUGGUCGAAGUGAACGCCCAGGACUUGCUCUCGCGGUUCGAAACCAUGGGCUCAUCCACUCGUGAGUUAUCGCUGACGAAGACUACCACUUCCUCGAGAGGUAACACUUCGGUGAAGUUCAACACAUCAGUACGCGUCAGGACUACCACUGACGAGACGGCGCCUAUAGAUAGGGAAACCCCUAUGAAACCGGAGAACAGUACCACCGGUUCCAUCAUUAGAGUCCAGACGCCACUCAAACCACCCGUGACUCCGCUCAUGGAUCAGUCUCUCGGUGACAGCGCCUCCGAGACUCCGCUCAUCGAUAAGAGUCGUAUGGAUGGCGACGACACGAACACCACACCAUUCAAAGGCAACGCCCGUUCCCUACGAAUGGAUACACCAGUGAAUGAGGACAUGGAUGUCGAGGAAAUGGCCGAUGAAGUGAUCAACAAGACUGCCGUCGACGACAAGACACCACUGAAAAGCACUAACCAUUCAGUGAUCACUGAAACGCCGCUUAAGGAGGACAGGGAUCCGCUGGAAGUGACGGGUCUCGAAGUGAAUGCACAGGACUUGCUGUCGCCGUUCGAUAUUAACAAAACGAUGGGAAUGGGAGCCCAGGAAGUGGACGUUCCCAUCACGCAGUCGCUGAUUGGUCUGAACUGCUCGACCACUGGCCGCCCGUUGACUCAAUCGACACCGCAGUUCAAGUCGAGAAUACCUAAGCCUAAGGCCAGUACUCGGGUGUCGACCCCGCGAUACCUGUCCGCCAAGAAGUCCGUUACUAAGCCUGUGAGUGUCAGCGAGCGUAGCCGUCGAUCGUCACAGUCGGCUACCGGUGCCGCCGGUAACGACACCUUCGUUGACGGCGCCGCGGAGACAUCCAUGAGCUCAAUGGCCGGCCGUACGUCUCGACACGAGACGUCAUUUGGUUUGCAGUCCAUCGCCGAGAGUCCCGCCAAAGAGGUGGACAGUCCUGUCAAAGGGACAGACACUCCAAUCAGACGUCAGUCCACUUUCACGAAACUCGAUGCCUCCCAACACCUGACGCCUAUCAUAGAGUCGCCGGCAGUGGUGGUGACGGCGGCGGCCAUGGAGUCCACAGCUCACGAGGAACUGGAUGCCGACGCUAUGACCCCAGUGGUGGGCAUCGAGUCCACCGCUCGUGAGGAACUGUAUGUCAACACUAAGACUCCAUUCAGAGGCAACACUUCGGUUAAGUUCAAUACAUCCGUACGCGUGAGGACUACCACCAAAGGCAUGGCACCGGUAGACAGGGAAACGCCUAUGAAGUGCGACGAUUCGAUUGGUGGCGCGAACACCAGUGCCAUCGCCAGAGCGCAGACACCUCUCAAACCCAUGACUCCAGUCGUGAAUAAGACACUCGAAGUGAACGCUUCCGUCACACCGGCGCUCAAUAAGAGUCGUAUGGAUACUGAGGGCAAUGGCACGCCAUUCAAAGGCAACACCCGUUCCCUACGAAUGGAUACACCAGCGAAUGAGGACAUGGAUGUCGAGGAACUGGUGUGCAAUGAGACGACGACGCCGGGAGUCAGAGCUAACGCGUCGGUGAAGUUCAACACAUCGGUGCUCGUGAGGACUACGGGUAAAGGGAUGGCACCGGUAGACAAGGAGACGCCUAUUAAGUGCGACGACUCGGUGGUGGCCAACAGUACCAUCGGUUCCCGAGCGCAGACACCGCUCAAAGACAUGACUCCACUCAUCAAUAGGACUGUCGAUGAUAGCGGCGCCGACACUCCAGUGGCCGACAGGACUGUCACCGAAACGCCAGUUAAGGAGGACAUGGAUGUCACGGGAAUGUCGGACAAAGUGGUCGAAGUGAACGCUAAGGACCUGUUAUCGCCGUUUGGGUUCAUUAGGUCGGCGCGAGACGCGCCGGUAGGCGACGUACCCAUCACUAUGUCGCUCGUGGACCUCAACACUACUACCCGUCCAUUAAGGCAGUCGACGCCGCGAUUGCCGUCCAAGACGUGCAAACCUAAGGCCUCGACCCUCAGCGCCCGACCCCUCAGAGGCCUGGGAUCACCCGCCCGGCCAUUGAGCGCCCGUAAGAGUCCACGACUGUCCACAUUGAUGACGACGUCCCGCAACGACUCGGGCAGCGACUCGACCCUCGACUUCAUACUCAAUGAAAUCAAAUGCAAUGAUAGCGACGAUAAUUGCGAGUCGUUUCUCAUGAAUGACAAACAGUUGGUGUGA